Molecule: messenger RNA, 1953 nt
Organism: Pseudomassariella vexata
Lineage: Eukaryota; Fungi; Ascomycota; Sordariomycetes; Amphisphaeriales; Pseudomassariaceae
Product: phosphatase 2C domain-containing protein
Exons: 2
Coding region: 1-1953 (650 amino acids)
Biological process (GO): protein dephosphorylation
Molecular function (GO): protein serine/threonine phosphatase activity; cation binding
Source: RefSeq, a predicted model, not a curated record
AUGCCUCUCCGUCCCCGGCCCUCCAGGCAGUGGUCGUUAAAGGACACUUAUGGUGAGUUCGCAAGGGGCAAUCAAGUCGCAACCGGUCGCCAGAAUGUCAGGCUCAUUAAUGCCUCUUUAGGGUUCAUCGCAACCUACAUCGAAGGCCAAACGCGAACGCAUGCUCAGAAAGCGUCCGGCGUGCCUGUGUCCGAGCCAGCGCGGCGUACAGAGAAGCAGAAUGCCGCAUCGAUAUCGCAGUCGCACGGUGUUCGACGAGGCUUCCACAACUACUUCGUGACACACCUCCCCUCCUCGUCCAUGCACCCAGAUUCGAGAUCAUCCCCUGGGCUACACCACAAACUGCCGCGCUCCGCUGCUGCCCCUCAUGUGCCGGGCCUAGGCUCUUCUCACCCGGCCGCGCCGCCGCACAUCCCGCCGAACCGCGAUCUGACCGUAGUCCGGAUACCGUUGCGCAGUGCUAAACAUCACUUCGGUGUCGCCGAAUCGAGAGGCCAACGUCCGUACCAUGAAGAUACCAACCAAGCGGGCACCCUCGACAUGCCUGCCUUCGCGAAGCGCACCCCAAUUAGUCUAGUCAGGACUGCCAUGAAAAAGAGCGGCGAAGGGACACCGGCAGAUAGUGCCUUUGGUGAUCCCCAAAUCUUCUACUUUGCCGUAUUCGAUGGCCACGGCGGCACCCAGUGCAGCGAUUUCCUCAGGGAAGAGCUUCAUGGCUACAUCGAGGAAGCUGCGGCCGAGUUCGAGUUGGGAAGCAGUCUAAGAAGCCAUUCGAGGGCUAAGCAGUUGGCUUUGAAUCAGCAACAGCAGCAGGUCCCUACGCCCAUAAUGGGAGAUGCCGAAGCCGGAGGGGAUGUGCAGCUGGAGAAGAUUACAAUAAAGCCAGCCGCGGAUGUCGAAGGCAAAGCUCAGAUUCCCGAGCAGGAUAGACAUGGGGCUAUUGCAGAGGUGGAGAAGGCGUCUGCUAUGGAAAGCUCCACGCCUCAGUCGGCCGAAGCCAACGAGCCCAAAGCUCUGAGGCUACAGAAGGAGAUCGUCAAAGAGUACAAGGACACAGUGGGCGGCUACUUUCGCCGCUUUAAUCCUCCACACUUCAAUCUCCGACAAGAGCCUGAUUCACCUGAAUUUGUAGUGUCUGUCGAGUCGGUUUUAACGUACGCCUUUUUACGCGCCGAUCUGGACUUCGUCUCGGCCCAGGCACGUAAGCCCGACCCCGACGACCCCUAUGUUUCUGACUCGGCCCUAAACAAUGAUGAAGUUCUGGGAAAGCCACAUCACAUGCCUCCGUCAGGGCAAGGCAUUCAGGGCCGCACGCGCUUCAAAGGCGGCUCAACGGCCUCGGUAGCCUUGAUCUCGACCCCGACGCCGGCACCCUUCUGGCAUCCCGCAGCGUCGAGCACGCUGCUGGUAGGCCACGUGGGCGACACGCGUAUCCUCCUCUGCGAAACCGCGACCGGCCUCGCGAAGCCGCUCACGAGCGAUCACCAUCCCAGCUCGCCCAGCGAGGCCCAACGUCUACGCCGCUACACCGCCUCCUUCGUCACCGAUUCCUUCGGCGAAGAGCGAAUCCAGGGCUUGGCCAACUCGCGAGCCUUCGGAGACGUAGGCUCAAAGCGCUUAGGGGUGUCGGCUGAGCCCGAGAUCACGCGCACCGAGUUGGGUCCCGCUCAGUACAGCUUCAUCGUGCUCAUGUCGGACGGUGUCUCGGGAACGCUCAGCGACCAGGAGAUUGUCGAUGUGGUCAAGGAGGCCAAAACGCCCGAGCAGGGCGCUCUGGAUGUCAUCAGCUAUGCGAUGGAAGUCACUAGUGACGGAGACAAUACUACGUGUCUGGUCGUUAGGCUCGGCGGCUGGGAGCGCAGGAGUGAGGGAGGCCUGGGGAGUCUGGGCACUAAGGAAAUCCGAGACUUUAGACGUAAUGAGGCUCAGGAUCCUAGAAGAGGGCGGAGGUAA